Molecule: messenger RNA, 1818 nt
Organism: Zerene cesonia (dogface butterfly)
Lineage: Eukaryota; Metazoa; Arthropoda; Insecta; Lepidoptera; Pieridae
Gene: Pnn
Product: pinin
Exons: 7
Coding region: 90-1271 (393 amino acids)
Cellular component (GO): catalytic step 2 spliceosome
Source: RefSeq, a predicted model, not a curated record
AAAAUCAACUGUCAAAAGUCAAAAGCUGAACCUGUGAUUUUAGCAAUAAAUUGUACAAUUUCUUCAGAAAUAUAUCGAUUUUUAUAAUUAUGGGGACAGAAGUGGCGUUAUCAUUUAGUACUUUACGUACGCAAUUAGAAAAUGAGCGAAAUAGUUUAUUCAAAUUAGAUGAAAAUAUAAAGAAAAUAGUGCAAACAUCAGGACGAUAUUCUAAUGAAAGAUACAAUCCUUUCGGUGAUCAUCCUAGAGGAGGACCUAGGCUAGGCGGCAGAAAUUCUUAUACAGACACAAAUAAGAACGAAGACCAAUUCUUUAAACGUAAACAUGAAACAAAAACUGUUUUUAGCAGAUUAUCAGCGAAAACCAAUGAUAGUGACGGAGAAGAAGAGGCACCAGGACCCAAAAGAACUCGGGUGUCCUCAGCAGUAUGCCGUGAGCUCCCAACUAGAGCAGCUGUCCUGCGAGCUCAAGGGGAUGAUGAGCAAGCAAGGACUAGAAAUAGGAGAAUAUUUGGUUCACUUCUUGGGACUCUUCAAAAAUUCAAACAGGAAGAGAUUGUGUUACAAACUAAAGAAGAUAAAAAAGCCCAAGUGGAAAGAAAAAUAGAGGAGCAAGCUCGGCAGGAAAAGGAAAGGGAAUUAAAAGAGAGGAGAGUGUUAUUCGCUGAGCGGGAACACAAGAAAGCAACGAUCAAAGCUCUAGAAGCUAAGAUGGCGAGAGUGCAAGAGUUUGAAAAGUGGGAGGAAUCUCAACGCAACCUCGGCAACUUCAUUCUCACUAAGGCGAAGCCCCAUGUGUAUUGGCUACCUAAGAAAAUGUCUGAGAAGGCAACGGAGAAGUUGACUUCUAGUAGAAAGUAUCAUGAAAAGUGCAUGGCGAAGAAACGCCAAGAGCUGCAGGAGGAGUUGCAGCGGAUAGAGCAGCGCUGUCUGCGGCAGAAGCCCGGGGCUAAGGAGAAUGAUCCGCAGCAUGACGAUGUGCCUUCCGUCCAGCAAGUUCAUGAAAUUGAGGAAAAUGGCAACAAGAAGAGAGACAAGUUCGCGAUGGACGCAGAUGACAAAGACGACAGCGAUGCGGAUGACAGACAUGAUGACAAGAAUGUGGAGCAGGAACCGGCUCCCGAACCAGAAGAAAACAAAAUGGACACAAGUACAGAGCACACUGAGCAAAAUAACACUGUACCAGAGAAUACUGAUGACAUAUCGCAACCAGAGCCCAAACUCGACGUAGAAGAGAAAACAAUAGAUUCGGAAGACCCAGAACAUUCCUAAUGCCUAAUUAACACAAGGGGAUAGCAUAUGCAAGCCUCGUGCCGUCCUUGUCGCACCUCGUACGAGAGACAGAGAUAGCAUUAGGCCAGCAUAUACAAUGUACCUUGUCUAAACGGACCUUUAUCUGAAUGGCCAAAUGAUUGACUUGUUAGUGCAAGUGUGAGUGCUUUCGAAAUUAUGUUGAUAAAUUAGGUGUAUGUGAGUUGUUUAGGGCCCGAAUAGGUGAUUCUCUUUUUUUAUAGAGAAGUUUAUGUUAAAAGUGUUAUAGUGCAAAACUAGUUCGUAAAUUUGCAAUUUUAUAUACCCCAUGUCCAGAAUAUAAUGAAAAUUUUCAGAUUUCUUUUCAUAACAAAAACAAAAAACAAAAAAAAAAGUGAUUAAUACAAUAAACCAUAGUUACAAAAAAGUGACGGAAACUGAACUAAAUAACAAAUAAGCUUCAAAUUUGAAAUAUCAUUUGGCCAGUAUGUUUCAUAGUGUAAAAUACAAAUAUAAGGUACUUCGUAUUCUGUAAGUGAAUCAAUAAAAAUUAAAUGCAGUCAAUUUG